AUGGCCCCGGCUGCACCUCCUACACUGCCGAUAGCAGGGGCGCUUUCCUUCUCAGACGUCUCGGCCGACUACGCCAUCCCUCGAGCCAUCCUGGCACCACAUCUCCUGCCCCCUUCGCGGCAGCAGCCAACGCAGCACCGUCAAGUGCCACCACCGCCGGCGAUGCACAACCCGUCCGUCCUCCAUCCCGUCUUUUUUACCGAGAAGCUGCAGCGGCGGCGGUCCUUUGGUCAGCCAGCCGUGCCGGUCGCCGUCCCACCCGUGCCCGUGCCCGUGCCCGCGCCUCGCCACAUCCACAACCCUCACCAGGCGCCCUUUAUGCCAUCUGCACCGUACCAAGCGCACCCUGCGGCCUUUCCACUUGCACCGCCGGCACCCCCGUUGCCGCACGCGAGCAGUCCGGUCGCCCACGGCUACAUCUAUCGCGAGAACACGACCUGGCCAAUAGCACAACGAGCUCGUCCGGUCGGUGUCGGCACUGGGAGUAAGCUGUAA
Sporothrix brasiliensis 5110 is the source of this 495-nucleotide messenger RNA. RefSeq lists its product as uncharacterized. Lineage: Eukaryota; Fungi; Ascomycota; Sordariomycetes; Ophiostomatales; Ophiostomataceae. The record is from RefSeq and is a predicted model, not a curated record. The transcript has a single exon. The coding region runs from base 1 to 495 and encodes 164 amino acids.